AUGUUGUGCGAGCUUCGGGGCGCCGCCUUCCAGUCCGUCUCACCGCUGCGCCUGACUGGUGGCGCAUUCGCCGUGUGGUCACAACUCCCUCAAGCCAGCCGCUGUUCUCCAGAAGCCGUGCGUGACGCCUUGUACGCGGCGUUCGCUUUGGACCAGUACGCGGCGUACGAGGCAUUCGCUACACGCCGCCUCCAGCCGGGUGAGUCCGCCGACGUCUACCUGGCAGAGCUGCGGAGGGCCGAAGACCUCGACCUGGUUAGUGUGCUGGCCCGGGCUCGUGCUGUACUCUCUGAUGAGAGUGUAGCUGCUGGUGUGGCUGCUGGAGCUGUAGUGACACAGGCUCGUGGUCAACCAACAACGGCCAGAGAGCAGCUUCACGAGCAACAACUGUUAGUCAACGGACGUCGUUGUCAAGUGCUCGUUGACACAGGCAGCACCGAGACCAUCGUGCACGCUUCGUGUUGCAUGCGGUGGCAACCGCGGAUCACCAGCGUAACGACCAUCAGUGGAGACACGUUCCGGUGUACUGGAGUCGGCGAGGUGUCUGUGGAGACUCCUGCUGGCCUGUGUGCCAGACUCGAAGCACUGGUGGUGAGCCAGCCUCCCCUGGGCGCGGAUGUUGUACUUGGCAUCGCAGGCAUCGAGGCACUUGGUGGAGUCACGGUGAAGUCUGCCUCUGAUGUUCAAUUCUGCGGCGCUGGACAGCGACGGUUGUGUGGCACCGCUGCCCCUGCGCCAUUGGUGGUGGACGCCCCUGACUUCAGCGUGCAGUUCAACACAGUGAGUCGGACGUGGAUCGUCACGUGGAAGUGGACGAAUGGUGCUGCCCCUGACUGUCUCGGCAACACAGUGGAGCAGUACAACGUGCCCCUUUCCAUGCGACAGGCGUUCUGCCAGGAGCUGGAGUCGUGGAUUACAAGUGGUUGGCUUGUACCUCACGAUGAGCAGCACCUCGGGGGCUUCUACCGCUCAUGGCAGUGCGGCAGAACAAUGGCGGUAAGCGACGUAUGCUCUGACCAACUAAGGAAGUGGCGCCGGCAUGGAGAGAACGUGUCCGUCCUCGACCUACGCAAGGCGUAUCUACAGGUGCGUGUAGAUCAGCAGUUGUGGCCUUUCCAGACCGUGAUGGUGAGAGGUCGGCGGUACUGCUUAACGCGCCUUGGAUUUGGCCUCAACAUCGCUCCACAAGUUAUGAAAGCAGUUGUCAAGACCAUCCUGGCUCAAGACUCUAAGAUCGAACAAGCAGUUUUGCCGUACGUAGACGACCUGCUCGUGAAUGAAGACCUGGUCAGUGCAGAGCAGGUUGCUGCACACUUCGCGAGUUACGGGCUGGAGUGUAAACAGCCAGUCCGUGUGGCGGACGGGCACGCUUGCUGGGUCUACGCGUACGUCCGGUGA
Portunus trituberculatus (swimming crab) is the source of this 1398-nucleotide messenger RNA. RefSeq lists its product as uncharacterized. The record is from RefSeq and is a predicted model, not a curated record. Gene Ontology annotation, biological process: proteolysis. The transcript is spliced from 4 exons. Gene Ontology annotation, molecular function: aspartic-type endopeptidase activity. NCBI's taxonomy places the organism in Eukaryota, Metazoa, Arthropoda, Malacostraca, Decapoda, Portunidae. Bases 1 to 1398 code for a protein of 465 amino acids.